Lucilia cuprina (Australian sheep blowfly) is the source of this 4514-nucleotide messenger RNA. RefSeq names its product nuclear pore complex protein Nup160 homolog (gene Nup160). The record is from RefSeq and is a predicted model, not a curated record. The coding region runs from base 100 to 4413 and encodes 1437 amino acids. NCBI's taxonomy places the organism in Eukaryota, Metazoa, Arthropoda, Insecta, Diptera, Calliphoridae. Gene Ontology annotation, molecular function: structural constituent of nuclear pore. Gene Ontology annotation, cellular component: nuclear pore. The transcript is spliced from 7 exons.
AAAAUUUGCCGCUGCUUAUUUUUGCGUCUAGCUAUAAUUUGUUAACAGUUUGUGUAAAUAAUUAAAUAAAUAUUACAUUCUUUAUUACAAAAAGAUACAAUGGAAAGUUUAAGUUAUCGUGAAGUAAUUACAACAAAUUCAUGUCAAGAAGAAUGGCAUGAAAUAACAUUAAAUACUGGUGGAACUCACAGUACUUUGCAGGAUAUUAAAGUUGCGGAAAAAGCCGGUGGUUAUUGUUAUAAAAAUGUUUCUUUGAAUCACAAUCGUAAUCGCUACAUUUACUGGCGUAUAUACCAGGAUAUUCUGGAAUUGUCUGAAAUAAGUUUAGAUUUUAAUCUAUAUCAAAAUAAUUUGCGGUACAAGUUCACCGAUUCCCCGGUCAUAGCUGUUAACAUAAUUGAGCAGGGCAAAAAUAUUGUUUUGUUGGUUUGUACUGUCUGUAGUUUACAUCGUAUAUGUUUUCCUCAUCCCGACUCACUGGCUGAGGGUUUAUUUGGGGGAAACGUAGGCGCCAACAGCACUACUGUGGAUUUUAAUGAUUCGCAAUCAUUUUCUAUAUUUAAAGAUGCUAAUGCAGCAGCAGCCCGAGAUCCGAACAGUUUUUACGUUAUAGAUAAUUUAGGUCCAGCAAAUAGCCACAUUCCUCAUGCAGCUGCUAGCUUUCUAUCUUCCAAUGGAGAAGAGGCUUAUUUUGCUUUGGCGUGCCAAAAUCAAUUAAUGUUGUAUACCAUGAACUGUUCUACUGGACAUACAAUUGGUCAUCAGUUAAAAGAACAUCACAUUAUGCCCAGACUAUUUUCUAAUAUAAAAGGAGCAUUAACUGGCAAAACCGAUACAUCCGAUGCUGAUCAUGCUAAUUCAUUGGUAUUCACUUGUAUCAACAAUCAAAUUUUACUUUUGGCUCUUUACCGUAAUGAUCACUUGCGAGUUUGGUCGACAAUUAAUAUGCAAAUAAUUUGUGCCAUUAAUUGCGUGCGUGAGGGUAACGAACAACGGAUGCAAGGACCUCAAAGUAACGCAUUGCGCAAAAUCAAUGACAUAAGUUUUUGUGCAUUUCUCUCACAUUCAACUGGCUCCGAAUUUGUGUGUAUUGAUUUACAAAUUGAUGCUGGAAAUAGUAGUGGAUUAAGUUUGCAACGACGUAAAAUUAUUUCUGCACCUCAGUUGGAUUUAACAGAUUUUCAUGUUUGCGAUUCAAGAAUCUGGGCGCUGUGGAGUAAUGCAGAGGGUGAAUUUAGUAUAUCAAGUUUUUCCCUUGUUCGCGGCAUGGGUAUAAAUUGGGUUUCAGCCGCUAUGGAGCCACCACCAGAUCGUUAUUGUCUUGGCAUAGAACAGGGUAUGGAUCCUCGGGAAGCCUAUUGUUCAUAUAUUUUUCAUCCUGGAAAAUUUGAACGCAGCGUUAUAGCAAAAGCUUUGUUUAUGUUCCGCCGAUCGAAUGUACGUUUUGAAGGCAAACAUUGCACUAUGACUUUAUUGAAGGAACAUGUUUGUCAGGCUAUCGAGGAUGAACUUCAAAAUGAGGUUAAAGACUUUGAUGUUUCCGAUGACGAUUAUUUAGAAAUAUCCACAAGAUUAUGGGAACGUUUCUAUUCAUGCUGUGAACAAUAUCACAUGAAGGCCUCUCAGCCUAGUGGAUUAUUAAUUUUAGAACCUCUGGAUGCAGUUUGUGUUGUAAAAAAGAAUACAUUUUCUCUGCUCAGACCAUGCGAAACAAUAGAACAUUUAAUGCUAGCUGGCGAAGAUGUUGAUGCGGACAUUGUAGUUCCUUUACAUUUUCCCGACAAUGAACGCGAAGGCAAAGACUUGGUAAACGUUGUGGAAAUUUUGGCUCAAAUCGAGAAAUGGCUCCCAGAAGAUGUUAAAAUUGACAUUGAUCGAAAACUAUAUCAAUUAGAGAUGCCCAAUGUGGUGAUAGAAAAACUAACUGAAGACCUUUUGGCAGGGGACACUGAAAAAGAACUCUUACCCUCUAAUUUCUUGGUGGCAAUAAGACAGAAAAUGCAGUCCAUCAAGGACUUACGUACGGCAAUGUCAAUGUUACUUGAUAUUUUGCGCAUGGAUAAUGGAAAUCCUGAAACCAUGCACACUAAUUUUAAUAACUUAAAUCAUACUACUAGAGCGUUUAUGUCCUUGGGUGUUCUUUUUGGUAGUCAGGUUGGCCUAUCUUUAUUAGCCGAAACAGUACGUCAAAAUGCUUUGAUACGUUUUGCCAUCUGUCGCAACCUUUUGCUGCUGCAACAAAUUUUAAUCGAUACCCAUUCUUUACCGGUCGAUAUUUUAGAAUGUUUGCGGUCCCAGUUUAUGCCUGACGUACUAAUAUUUUUGCAAUCUUACUAUGUCAUGGUAUGGAUAUCUGAAACUCCUGUCAAUAUUAAUGCAGCAGCAGCCAUGGAGACGUCUAUGCAAAGACUUAAUCUUUUGCAAUUAACCUCUGGCUCUGGACGAAUUUAUUCAAAUGGCGGUAAAUGCAGCUCAGCUCCCCUUCUGCAAGUAUUCCUUAAUGCAAAAGGACUAUAUACGGUACUGUCUUUGUACGCAGAUAAUUUCAAAGAAUUGGAUAACGUUAGUUGGCAAAAUACCCUAAUGCCCUUAUCAACAACAGUUAGCCAACUUAUUUGGGCAGUAUCUUUUAAUUUUGUAUUUGGUGAAUGGCUCUUUAGCACUUGUCAACACAUUAUAAUAGCAGAUUAUGUGCGUCUUCUCAACAGCUGGUGUGAAUGGAAUAUAUGCUCCAGACAAUUCAUUUUGGCAGUAACAUUACUUGAUAGUGGGGAAUCCCACAAAGCUUAUGACUUAUUCUUGCAAUCGGCUAAAGGUGUCGUUAAAGAACAAUUUCUUGCUGAGAAAAUUUUAAAAAAUACUCCCUACGCUUCUUUAGUGGAAAACCUUUCGGUCAUUGAAACCGAUAAAUUUCAAUUAAAAGUCACUAAUCAGUGCAUAGCUCAAUAUUAUCUGAAAGUUAUACAGCUCUUCGAACAACACAACGCUUUGGACCACAUUAUAUCAAUGGCUCAAGUGGCAAUUGGAUUGCUGGAUAAAAAUGAUCCACAGUUGCCCAUGUUUCAAUCGAUCGUGUUCAAUAAUCACCUUCAACUGGAACAUUAUGAGGAAGCAUAUCACUCAUUGAUAUACAAUGCAGAAUUAUCACGUCGUAAGGAUUGUUUGCGACAAUUGGUGAUUACGUUAUUCAAUCGCAAACGAUACGAUUUAUUAAUGCAUUUCCCGUACGUAGGCUUGCACGAAGAAUUUGAAAAUAUCGUCGAGUCAAGAGCGCGAUCACAAUCGAUGGAUAAAAAUGCAAUUUAUGAUUUUCUGUAUGCCUUUCACGUUAACAAUGGAAACAUGAGGAAAGCAUCUGCUAUUAUGUAUGAACAAUCAAUGCGUUACCAACUAGAAGGUGAUUCCUUGGAAUCGCUUAAUAAACGUUUUUCAUCACUUUUAGUUUGUUUAAAUUGUUUACAUUUGAUUGAUGAACGUUAUCGUUGGAUUGCUAAACCAGUUAUAGGCGAUGAAUAUGAUGUAAGUAAUACUUCUAAAGAUGGAAUGCACGAGGACGACGAUGACGACAAGCGAAGUGACGAUCAAACGUUAAUCACAAAAACUCAAGUUGUAGUCCUCGAAAUCAAACACAUUAAAAUGGAAAUGUUACACACAGAAGCUCUAAUAAAGUUAUCGGAGCACCGCAAAGAUAUACAUUCAUUCCUUAAUGCCGGACCUCAAGAAUUAUCAAUGGUUUUGGCGAGUUGUGGUUUAUUUACUGCAGCCCUUAAGCUAGCUAAGGGAUUUGCAACUAGUGUUUUGCCAAUAUUUGAUAGUUUGGCUGCCGCUUGUGUGCGUACAGCGGAUGAGAAUCCCACAGAUGCGUGGGAUUGGUUACAAGAAAAUGAUUUAGCAGAUUUGCCACAUCGGAAUAAAGCCUCAGAUAUGGCUUGGUCUUUAUUACGCAAACUAGUGGAGGAUAAUGAAGAGGAAUCAUCGACCCAAAUACGCAAAUCGGUUGUGAACAAACUAUUAAGUUUGCAAGCGUUCAUACCACAAUGGUUGCAUAACAAUUACAAAUUAUCCAACUGUUCAGAACUUCUACAUUUGUACGUCAGACAUAAUCGGCUCUUAGAAGCCGCCGAAUUGGCACAAGAAAUGCUUUCGGCUAUGCUGGGUGCAGGAAGUGAAUAUUUUAGUUUUAAACAUUCUAUUGCAGUGACAAAUCCCGAAUUGACUCUACCAUUAAAUUCAAUAGAUUUACUCCUGCACGGAUUAAAACUAAACGGUGAAGACAUUGAAUAUCGACAGGCUCAUGCUGAACUUGAGGAUAAAUUGCAUAAGUAUAUAGAGACAGCUACGCGUACUGCUCAAGAUAAAAUCGAGAUGUCUUUUCAAAUAAAUCGAGAACGCCAACAACUGUGGAAAUCGUAAAUACUACAAAUUUAAUACUAAUACUUUAAGGUCUAUGUUUUUGUUUCAUUAAUUGUCGUUUAAAAUAUAAGAUUUUUUCAAUAAAUUACACAUUUCUAAAA